Messenger RNA from Myodes glareolus (Bank vole), 2722 nucleotides. RefSeq names its product leiomodin 1 (gene Lmod1). Gene Ontology annotation, molecular function: tropomyosin binding; actin binding. Gene Ontology annotation, biological process: muscle contraction; myofibril assembly; actin filament organization. Gene Ontology annotation, cellular component: cytoskeleton; myofibril; striated muscle thin filament. NCBI's taxonomy places the organism in Eukaryota, Metazoa, Chordata, Mammalia, Rodentia, Cricetidae. The record is from RefSeq and is a predicted model, not a curated record.
UGGUUAGACCAAGCAGGGUCCACUAGCCUUGGGCUGCAGGGAGGCUGCCGUGUCCCCUGAGCACCUGUGGCACAGCGGGCCCUACGAGCCGCAGUACUCAUCUAGCUGGGCCUUCCCACCCAAGCCCACCCAGUCUACCCAGACCAGCACCCCCUCUCCCUGCUCUGCGCACCACCAGCACUCCCACAGACUUGGCAAGAGAAGCUGCCCACUUUGCCAAGAUGUCCAAGGUAGCCAAGUAUCGGCGGCAGGUGAGUGAAGACCCUGACAUCGACAGCCUGCUGUCCACCCUCUCCCCUGAGGAGAUGGAAGAACUGGAGAAGGAGCUGGAUGUGGUGGACCCAGAUGGGAGCAUCCCUGUGGGGCUGCGGCAGAGGAACCAAACGGACAGACAGCCCUCUGGCACGUUCAACCGGGAAGCCAUGCUCAACUUCUGUGAAAAGGAGACCAAGAAGCUCAUUCAGAGGGAGAUGUCCAUAGAAGAAAGCAAGCAAGUGGGGAGGAAGACAGAUGCCAAGAACGGAGAGGAAAAGGGCAGUGAUGCCAGCAGGAAGGCCCUAGGCCCCAGACAGGACUCAGACCUGGGCAAAGAGCCCAAGAAGGGUGUUUUGAAGAAAAGUUUCUCCAGGGACCGAGAGGAGACUGACGGCAGAGGGGCUGAGAAGCCCAAGGAGGAGAAGGUCAUCAGGGGCAUUGACAAGGGCCGGGUCAAGGCUGCGGUGGACAGGAAGGAGGCUGGGAAGGAUGGCAAAGAGGAGAGGACAGCAGCCCCGAAGAAGGAAGAAGACAAGACGGGGAGUAUGAGGAACGCAGGCUUGAACAGAGAGAAAGACAAGAAGAGGGAGGAGGAGCCCAGCAAGAAAGAGGAAGAGAAGCAAAUGGCAAAGAGCAGAGGCACAGUCUCCCAAAGGGAGGACGAGAGGCCCAAAAAGCCAAGUGAGGGCACAGAGAAGAGAGCCGAGGAUGAGGGUGCGCUAAAAGGAAGUGGGGACAGAGACUCGAGAAAGGAGGAGGAAAAGGCUAAGAAGGAAGAGAACCGACCUGAUAAGGACAUCAAGGAAGAGAGCAAGACCAAAGCCUCAGAGAAGCCGGCCCCUAGUGGCCCCAGCAAGCCCUCUGAAGGGCCAGCCAGAGCAGAGGAGGAAGCAGCUCCCAGCAUAUUUGAUGAACCUCUGGAGCGAGUAAAGAACAACGACCCAGAGAUGACCGAGGUGAACGUCAACAACUCUGACUGCAUCACCAAUGAAAUCCUGGUCCGCUUCACCGAGGCCUUGGAGUUCAACACCGUGGUCAAGGUGUUCGCCUUGGCCAAUACUCGGGCCGACGACCAUGUGGCCUUUGCCAUUGCCAUCAUGCUUAAGGCCAAUAAGACCAUCACCAGCCUCAACCUGGACUCCAAUCACAUCACUGGCAAAGGCAUCCUGGCCAUCUUCCGGGCCCUCCUCCAGAACAACACGCUGACAGAGCUGCGUUUUCACAACCAGAGGCACAUCUGUGGAGGCAAGACCGAGAUGGAGAUCGCCAAGCUGCUCAAGGAGAACACUACCCUGCUCAAGCUGGGCUACCAUUUUGAGCUGGCUGGGCCCCGGAUGACUGUCACCAAUCUGCUUAGCCGCAACAUGGACAAGCAGCGACAGAAACGGCUGCAAGAGCAAAAGCAGGCUCAGGAAGCCAGCGGAGAGAAGAAGGACCGGCUGGAGGUGCCCAAGGUUGGGGCUCUGGCCAAGGGCUCCCCCAAACCUUCACCCCAGCCAUCUCCAAAGCCUGCUCCAAAGAACUCACCUAAGAAAGCAGGUGCUCCGGCAGCCCCGCCUCCCCCUCCCCCUCCGCUGGCCCCACCCCUUAUCAUGGAGAAUCUCAAGAACUCACUGUCACCAGCUACCCAGAGGAAGAUGGGAGACAAAGUGUUCCCUGCCCAGGAGAAGAACUCACGUGACCAGCUCCUGGCUGCCAUCCGUUCCAGCAACCUUAAGCAGUUGAAGAAGGUGGAGGUGCCCAAACUGCUUCAAUAGGACCAGGCAGCUGGGCACCGGUGCCAAUGCCAUGACUGCCCAGACUCUUGUACCAGGGCUCCACCGACCCCUGCCACCCCACCCUGGCUGAGCUGUCGCAGUUGUCCCUGCUCACCGUGGGAGAGCGCGCGACCUGGGCCACGCUCGAGGGAAGACCCCUCGUCUCUUCUCACUUUCCUUUUCUUGUCUCCGAGGCUCUCCAAAAAUUGCUUUGAAACCUGGAGCUGAAGUUCCUGGACAAGAGGAGUUCUUUAAGCACGUCACAGAGAAGAUGGUACCAUCAUAUCCCAUGUAGCAGGCAUGCCGCCAAAGGCUUCCAAUGCAGAGAGGAUGCCUCCCAGGGACCACACAUCCACCCCAGCCUUACUGCCUCCAGGGCCAGGAUUCAGGCCUCUGAGGAGCCCUUGGGGGAGAGCUGCUGGGCCAGUGGCACUCUAUGGGGCAAUGGUAGAGGAUGGAGAGGGCAUGGGGGUCCAAGGGCAGAGCAGGAGAGCUGAGGAGGCCACAAACCCCUUCAUCUGCUGUGCCUAGGCAGCAGGCCUGGUUGGAGGUGCCUGACACCAAAUGGAAGUGGAGAGACAGCAGCUGAACGGACAUGAAGGGUUGAUGCCAAAGCAGACGUUUUCUUCACAUCACCUGCUGCUGUAUAAAUAGCUAUAUAUCUGUUUUUCCAUAAGAUUUUGAUAAUAUAUACAAACCUUUAGCUGCGA